Molecule: messenger RNA, 1350 nt
Organism: Penicillium nucicola
Lineage: Eukaryota; Fungi; Ascomycota; Eurotiomycetes; Eurotiales; Aspergillaceae
Exons: 4
Coding region: 1-1350 (449 amino acids)
Biological process (GO): chitin catabolic process; carbohydrate metabolic process
Cellular component (GO): extracellular region
Molecular function (GO): chitinase activity; chitin binding
Source: RefSeq, a predicted model, not a curated record
AUGUUCAAGCACCUCGCACUCGGCCUUUUGGCCGCUCAAUCUGUGGCUGCUACGCGCUUUGCCAUGUACAUUGACGAAUACCAUGUGACCGAUCUGCCAGACUCUAGCCAGACUGAGGGCAUUGAGUACGCCAUCAUGGCAUUUGCCCCCUCGAAGAUCUUCAACUCCGACUCGCCGCCAUCAUUCCAGCCAUUCGAGUCUCCGGAGACCUUCCGCAAGCGCUUCGGUCCCGAUACCAAGCUUGGUAUUGCCAUUGGAGGAUGGGGUGAUACUUCUGGAUUCUCGGAUAGUGUCAAGGAUGACGCCUCAAUUGAGCGCUAUGCGAAGAAUGUUGCUUCAAUGCUCGAGUCGAACGGAUUCGAUGGUGUUGACAUUGACUGGGAGUACCCCGGUGGCAACGGCCAGGACUACAAACAAGUCCCCAACUCGGACAAGGUUGGCGAGAUUGAAGCCUACCCUAAGUUCCUUGCAGCCAUCCGUAAAGCCAUUGGCGACGACAAGCUCCUCUCCAUUGCCACUCCUGGCCGCGAGCAGGAUUUCAUUGCUUUCACUAAGGAGCAGGGCCCUAAGAUCUUCGAGCCUGUUGACUAUAUCAAUGUCAUGAGCUACGAUUUGGUUAACCGUCGUGACAACACCACUGGCCAUGCCAGCUCUGUCCAGGGAUCCCUGGAUACUAUCAACCACUACCUUGAGAUUGGCGCUCCCCCCGAGAAGAUUAACCUCGGCUUUGCAUUUUACGCCAAGUGGUUUACCACCGAUCCCGAUUCCGACUGCGAUGAGAACCCCCUCGGCUGCAAGAUGGUCAAGCUUGAGAACGAUGAUGGAAGUGACAACGGCAAGUCUGGUGCUUUGACCUUCGAGGCUAGCGUUGUCGCCGAUGCCCCCAAAGAUCUCAAGACUUCCACUAACGGCAAGUGUGGAUUUGGAGAGAAGUCCAAAUGCCCUGAGGGAUCGUGUUGCAGCGCCUACGGUAACUGUGGUACCGGCGAUGACUUCUGCCAGGCCGGCUGUCUCUCUGACUACGGCACCUGCAAGGGCAUCUCUAUCACCGACUCGUGGCGCGAUGCCGAGAAGAACGGCCAGACCGAUGAGGAUGCUGGCGGCCAGUACUACUUCGACAAGAAGAACAACCUCUUCUGGACCUGGGAUACCCCUGACCUGAUUACCCGCAAGUUCAAGGAUAUCGUCGCCGAGAAGCAGCUCGGUGGCGUUAUGGCUUGGAGUUUGGGCGAGGAUACCUAUGGCUUCAAGCACCUUGAGGCUAUGCAAAACGGUGUCAAGUCUCAAUCUACUCAAUCUACCAUGGUUAGCGCUGCUCAGCCCGAAGCUGACGCUCCUAUUCAGUCGUAA